Molecule: messenger RNA, 6815 nt
Organism: Xiphophorus hellerii (green swordtail)
Lineage: Eukaryota; Metazoa; Chordata; Actinopteri; Cyprinodontiformes; Poeciliidae
Product: solute carrier family 22 member 23-like
Exons: 10
Coding region: 373-3306 (977 amino acids)
Biological process (GO): transmembrane transport
Cellular component (GO): membrane
Molecular function (GO): transmembrane transporter activity
Source: RefSeq, a predicted model, not a curated record
CAGGAAGCACUUAGCUUCACUCAGUCUGCUGCAACUGAGAAGUAGAAACUCGUCGGGCGGAACGAUGGAAAAAAAUCGUCAUUACCUAAUUGUAAUCCGCUUUAUAUUUGGGAGCCUAUAGGUCUGCUAAAGUGCCCCGCACGGCGGAUUUUUUUUUUUUUUUUAGGCGGCAGACAGCCUGAAAGAGGGAAGUGCUUCCUGAUAAUGAAGAGGUGCGUCUUAUUUCCAUUCCAGUGAUUGACUGCGUACGGCUUCCACCGCCAAGAGCUGCGAGCAUUGACGCAUUGUGGAGUCGACAACAGGGAGGGGGCGAGCACUGCAAACCCCCGGCUUCGCCACACAUCGGAAGCAUCUAUCGGCGUAACCACCGCGAUGGCCGUGGUGCAGCUCGAAACGGGGGACCGCCAGCCGGAGAACGGCUUCGUGACCCCCGAAACCGCGUCUCCGGAGCUGCUGACUCACAUCGACGAGUCUGUCCUGCCUUCUCUCGGGGGGUUUGGGAAAUACCAGAAACAGCUGAUCGUGCUGACAUGGAUCCCGGCGUUAUUUAUUGGAUUCAGCCAAUUUUCUGACAAUUUUCUUCUCGCGGAGCCAAACAUCACAUGCACCAGCCAGCCCCUGGCUAACAGAACUAGGCAGACUGCAAACCUCCAGAUGAACAUAAGCACCGGGCCAGCUCUUUAUGCUGGUGGGGGUCCCAGCGGCCACAAUGACAGCAUGCAGUGUCAGUACAAUGAGUCGACAUUCGAGCUGCACACAGGGCUUGAACAGAACGUGGUUACGAAGUGGUGUCUGGUGUGUGAAUUGAAAUGGAGAGUCCAUAUUGCAAAGUUCUCUCUGUUGGUGGGGUCAAUCUUUGGAUACCUUGUAUUUGGGAUACUGGCAGACUGGUUUGGCCGACAUCCCGUGCUGAUCAUAUCGGUGCUGUUUAUGCUGGUGUUUGGUCUGACUGUGGCCUUUUCUGUCAAUGUCACCAUGUUCAGCACCUUGCGUUUCUUUGAGGGCUUCUGCCUUGCAGGGAUUACUCUUUCUCUCUAUGUCCUGAGGAUCGAGCUGUGCCUGCCAACAUGGAGGUUUUCCAUGACCAUGGUGGCCAGCUUUGUGGUUUUGGGUGGUCAGCUCCUGAUGCCCGGAGUGGCAUACCUCUGUCACGACUGGCAGGUACUACAAGCUGUCAUCAUCUGUCCCCUGCUGCUUAUGCUGUCCUACAUUUGGAUUUUCCCUGAGUCGCUGCGCUGGUUGCUGGCAACCCAGCAGUACUGCCGCUCCAAAUGGAUCAUGGGACACAUAGAAAAGAAAAAUAAAGUGAACCUGGAACGUGAUGCAGAUAACAUCCUUGCAGAACUACAAAAUGCUCUUCAGAAGAAACCCAAAAGGACUUGCAUCGUGAAAAUGGCUGGUACGAGGAACCUGUGGAAGAACAUUGUCGUCCUGUGCGUCAACUCGUUAACAGGCUAUGGGAUCCACCACUGCUUUGCCCGGAGCAUGGUGAGUCCAGAGAACGAGGAAAAAACCAUAUUCCGUGACUUCUAUGCAGAAUAUUACACCAAGGCUGGUAUAGCAGUGGCAUCGUGCAUUGCGUUGUGCCCAGCAGUGAGCCUGAUGGGCCGGCGUGGUGGACUUCUGAUGUUCAUGAUCAUCACCGCUCUGGCAUCACUACUGCAGCUGGGCUUGCUGAAUUUGCUUUGGAAGUACAGCAAUCAUUUAAAUAUAGAACAGAAAGAAUCUACGCUGAAUAGGGAUUUCUCUGUUGCCUUCUCCAUCAUCGGUAUGUUCUCCUCUCACGCAGUCAGCAACCUAAGCAUCUUCUUCUGUGCUGAAAUCACUCCCACUGUGAUCAGGGGUGGUGGUGUAGGCCUGGUACUGGCCAGUGCUGGCUUUGGCAUGCUUACUGCACCAAUCAUGGACCUCCACAAUCAAAAAGGCUACUUCCUUCACCACAUCAUUUUUGCCUGUUGCACUCUCAUUUGCAUCAUUUGCAUUCUUCUUUUGCCUGAGACCCGUAACCAGUCGCUCCCAGAGACCAUCGAUGAUGGUGAGAACUACACUCGUCAGCCACUUCUCCUCCAGAGGAAACUGGGAGAACAGCACCUCUUGCUCCAUCAACUAGAGCCCAACAGGGACUACUCCAGAGUGCAAGACACACCACUUCAUGAGACAGCCAACGUUGCAUUGUCAACCAUGGCCUCCACUGCCUCUUCUGCAAUUGAUUUGACUGCUUUGGCAACUGGAGAUUUGUCUGUUACCAAUAAUUUGAAGGAAGGACCAGACCUGCUUAAGCCACAAGACCUUAGCGGUCACUCCUCUCCUUUUCCACUAUCAGCCUCUGCAAUGACCCGAGGUAAAGACACCAUCAUACAAGCUAACAAAGAAUGCCUGCUGUCUUCCAGUCCUUUACACAAAGCCCCAUGCGCCACAGAUCCACUUUUAUCAGAUUCAGAAGAACUUUUGGCAGUUCAGGAAUCUGCAGACCUACUAAAAGAGAAUAUCCAUCUUGAAGUAAAUGACACGACUCCUUCUCCCACAAGUAAGGAUGGCACUGGAACUGCUGCUUUGCAUGGCUCUUCACCUCCCAUUAUCCCUCAAACAUUGCCGGCCUCCUUGUUGAUUUGCACAACCCCCGUCAUUGAGCCCCGUCCUAGUUCCACACUAGAGUCUCCGAACCCACUGGAAAAUGACACUGAUGAGAUCAUUACAACAUCCAAGCCGCCGGUAUCUGAGGACGCUCCUGGUAUUUUAGAAGACCUCCUUCCAAUAUCAGACCUGGACCAACCCGCCCAACCUUCACCCUCCAUUACCCAACAGUUUGAUAUUCCCCCUAAGGUAGAAAAAAUAUUUGAAACUGCAUGUACUCCUUAUAUUAGAAACUCAGAGCCAGCUCAUUUAGAUCCGGCAUCCUCCAAUGGUAAAGAUUUCUCUUCUCAUUCCUCUACUCCUCCAAGUUUAGUAGCUGUGUCACCAACACACACGUGCGCUCCACCUACUGACUCAGAUCCCACACCCUUUGCUGACUCUUCCUCCGUCAACACCACAGCAAGAAGUCCAACUGUCCUCCCUGUCACAGACAUUGUGAAUACCUUACAUCUAGAAUCAUCCACAAACAUUGUACAAGAUUCUGUCGUUUCUCUAGAUUUAAAUUCUGUACAGUCAAAUUCCAAUGUGGAUGUAGUCCCUGCUGAGGCAGCUCCCAUCUCUCUAAUGGACAGCACUGUGUCCUCCCCCAUAGACUCUGGUGUCAUAUCUAUCAUGGACAGGGAGACUUCCAGCACAGAAAACAACACUGAUAAUAGCACAGCGUUGACAUGAUUAUGUGUUGCAGCCAAAAAAAAUGUGAAGCUUUAUGUGUCGCACCAAGAGGCAGGCACCUACAUCCAUAAAACAGCAUGGAGCUUGGGGGGGGAGGGACAAGAACUGCCAAGCCCAGACUUCAGGUACUUCAUGAAGACUGUUCCAAACUAGAUCUGAGUAGACUUGUCAUACACUAGCUGCUUUAUGUUCUUCAGUGCUUCUCCAACCUUCCUUGUGUUAUUGGCGAAAUCUUGGAUUUCGCCAAUAACUGAAGACCACACAAGUGAGAGACUGCAGCACUGGCUGGUUUGUAACAAUGUAAUGUCAACAUCUGCUCUUCAGGAACAUGACUGGAAAUCACCAGCGUAUAAAGUACUCUUUUCUUUCUUUUUUUUUUUGAAAAUAAUUAAAUAAAUUAAUUAAACAACAACUUUGGGUGAGAGAAAGAGGGGAAAACCACUGUCAUUUUGAAUGCCAAUGAUUACAGAGAUGUCAUCAGCUCUACUGAAGAAAUGAAAAGCCAGUCAUAACAAUGGAUACCACCAAUGCUUUUGCUUAAAUAAAAUGUUUUUAAUUUGCAUCUAUGAAAAAGGCCUUGCAUAUGGACAAAGAAAUUGGAAUGUUACAAAGUAUUUUUGCUGUUGUAAAUGUAAAUUAUUUAAAUUGGACACCUUGUUUUAUUUUUUUCACCAAAUACAAAUACCAAAUACUGCCCUAACCAAAAUGAACAUUGAUGUAGUGCCAAAACAUAAAUAGCAGUACAGUGUUUUUCCUGGGGAUAUUUGUGGGAGACGUAUAAAGAGAAUGUGAAGUUGAUCUUGCACCAUGUUGAAUUUUGGAUGACUGGGUUUGUUUAUGUGCCAAUUUCUCUAGAGUUCUCAUCUGUAAGGCUGUUUUCCAUUUGGGAACCCAACAUAUUUUUCUCUAGCUUCAUAAUUUUAGAUUUCUAAUGAGGUUCUUGACCCUAAAAUUAGCACAUUUCAUCUCAGCGUAGAAAAGGACAAAUAUGCCUAUCCGCUUCUGUCUAAAAAUGAUGUUUUUUAACCAGAAAUCAACAGAUAACUUUAUUCACUUGAAAUACUUCCAGUUGAUUUGCUUUCUUUAAUGAGACGUUCAUGAGAAUUGGGUCUUGAAGGCAAGGGGAUUUCAGUGGGACACUGACUUCUUUCUUGAGGCAUCCCUUAUGAGAUUUAUAAAAUGCAGAUUCAUUGGGGUUCAUAUUAUUUUAUUGAUUGCUAUUGCUUUUGAUAGUCAUUUUGUAUUUUUUGCUCUUUUUUUUUGGUUAUGAAAUGUAUUUUUCUUUGAGGGGAAAAAAGACCCUCUCCCAUUCUCUGCCAACACUUGACAACCAGCCUCUUGGAUAAAGCAAUCGGAGAAAGGCACAGUUAAAAAUAGAUGGUACUCCCAUCUCAAUAUGCAAAUCCAAAUGUGGCAUAACUUCAGUCUUGUUUCCAAACUCUUCUCAGACUGCAUAAUGAAUACUACUAUAUGUGUUGCAUUUUUUUGUUAAAGUGAGCAAAAAAUAGGUAAACAGCUUUUUUUUAAGCACAUGAUGAUUUUUGUGGAUAAGGAGCAACUUUUGUUUGAGAGUUGUUUCAGCCAGUGAAAAUAAUUGUAUGCAAAUCCUCUUUUUUCUAGUUAUCACCAAGUAUGUUAAUUAACUCUCGAGCUUGAUUCAGCUUUGUUCUUUUUAAUUUCCAAAGUAUUAUUUUCAGAACUCUCCCUGGUGUGCCCUUAAUGUACAGAGCUAUACAUCCUUAUUACAGUAUUUGUGGCACCUUAAUAUGGUGGCACUUUAUUUUUGUGCAGUGGGGAUAAAGCAUGAAAUCUAUUGUGAAAGUGUAAACAAAACUGUUAAAUCUUCGAGGAAAAAAAAAAACAAAGAAAAAAAUGAGUUGUCCAAAAUGUUUGAUGCGAUUGCCAAUCGUUGCUGCAUUGAUAACCUAUAGUGUGUGUGUGUGUUUUCUAAAUCAUGUUAUGACAUUAACAUAUUAUGUCAUUAUUUCCUUACAUACAUAUUUGCACAUACACAUGCACAACUUGCUCUUAAAAAAUGCAAUAUACUACACAGAAUGAUAUGUUCCGAAUUGACAUAUUGAUUUUGACGAAAUGAAACACUCUUUCUCAUGGAAGUACUUUUGCUUCCAAAAGUCCACCUCCGGACUGCAGCCUACUGGACUUAGACACUUGUGUAACAGUUGUAGUACUUUCAUACUUCUUGCUUUUGAAGUUGUAAUACUUGUGUACAGGAGGAUGUGUGACUGUGGAUGUUCUACUGUUUACAACAAGCCUCACAAUGACCAUUAGUAAUAAUAAUAAUAGUGCCGUACUGUAUACCUUGAAAGACAGACAAUGUCUUGUGAUCUGAAAUGUGAUAAAACUCUGUAGAUCAUUUAUCCAGGGAUGUGCUAAGGUGAUCUGUUAAGGUGUUGUCAGGAUUCAAUCCAUCACUAGACCUAUAAAAUUCUCUGUUAUCAUGUGAAAGACCUGUGAAGAGCCUUACACUUUGCUAAUUGUUGAAAAUGCUACAUAUCUUUGAUUGUUUGAAUGAUCGCUCAAACUCUAAAUCUUUCUAAAAUAUAUGUUUGAUAUGAGAAAAAUAGCUCACUUGCUGAUUGAUUAGGGGUGAUCUCUGAUUGUUUCAUUAUUGAUGUAACUAAGAUGUUCAUGUGGUACUCUAAUUUCAGAUGCAAAUAGUGUAUGCCACAUUCGAUUCUACUACACUUCAAAGCACAAGUAACUGCAACCAUUUAAAAUAGACUGGCAUACUUAAGAGUGAAAGGGAAUUUGGAUUUGGAACACAAUGUAGGGACUGCUAUUCACACAUUAACUUUUACAUUGCAUUUCCGUGUUUGUGAGUGGGUGGAUGCCUCAGUUGACUGAGUCUUCAAUGUGUGUGUUAGUAUUUAUCUGGGUGUGCAGCCAAAUUAAAGUUUGUAUACUUGAAAUCUAAAUGCAAAUCUGGAUUAAAAAAAAAAAACUAUAGUAAUUUUCAACACAGCACAACACUGGUACUGUCUCCUCUGACAUCUGUUACUUCACUUUCUUCCAUGCAGCUAUUUCAGUGCAAAGAGGAGAGAUUAUGUUUUCAUUUUUUUCGCAUUUGCAUCCAAUCCAACUUUUUAUUAUUAGGUUUUUGGUUUACGUGUAACUUCAAGUGAAAUGGAGGCAAUGCAGAGCAACAACAGCACCAGCGACUAAGGCUGUAGGGCUGACAUUUAUUGUUGGAAAGAUAAGUUGAAGGAUCACAAAUCAAAGGAGUGGUAAAUUAAUUUUGAAUCCAGUUGAUAAGCCUCCAGGGAGAUGAAGUACCCGAUGCACAUAUUUCAGGUUUUGCUUCUCUCAGUUGAGCGACUCAAAAUCUCUUUGUUGGGAGAUUCAAAUGAAUGUAAAAAAAAAAAAAACAACCUUGGAUUGUACAUUUCUAAGUAUCACUUGUUUGAUUUCAUUUUAUUUUAACAGACAUAAUGCACUUGUACAUAAGCCAUACAUGUUGAAUUAAACCACUAUUUAUUGAUGAAAUCUGA